AUGAACUCGGGGUUGUCCCGAACGGGAACUCCCUUCACGGAUGCUGAUUUUAGUCUCAGGCCUAUUACGGGCCGGAGCCCAAAGCGCGGAGCCAGCGCCCAGCAGCUCUGCCCCUCGGCCCACGCCGGCCCCUCCAGGGCCCUGCAGGCCUCCAUUGCCCCCGGAAGUCCCGCCGGCCCCGGGGGCCUGCCCCCCUCCGAGCUCCCACAAGCCUUAGCUCCCCCAUUUCAUAUUUCCAUAAUUAGUUCGCCCUGCUCGGAGAACAACCGCAGGGGGUGCAGGGGAGACGCUGGCGAGGUGGAGCCCAAACAGGGGGGGGAGGGGGGGGGUGCUUCCGAGGAGGGGCCGCAGAGACCGGAGAGGAGCCGCAGAAGCAGGCCCGAGGCGGCCGUUCCGGAGUCUCGGAAAAGCCAUGGUCAUGUGGAAGAGAUCCCUGAGAGCCUGGGGGCUCGCCCGACCCUCCGCCGGAACGCGGGGCGCUCUCCCCUCCCCCAGCUCGGGGACGCGGCCUUCAGCACCGGGAGGGGCUUUGUCCCUGUGGCCGAAGCCUUAGCACUGGCGCGGCCAUUCCCAGAUCGGACACCAGAGGGCGCCAUGGCCUUACAGGGGCCCUGUCUGAAUAUUGCCAUUCUGCAUUGAAUUCUGCAGCUGAAUCCCCAAAACCAUCCCAAUAUCUCCGGGUAUUGCUCUGGUGUACAUGAAAUAUUCAGAAUCAGAGAAAGGUCUUCAGUACAUUUGAGGAAACUCGGUGGAAAUAGUACACAAUGUCUCAAAAGUAGUCGGGAGAAUUGGAGUAUUUUGCACACCACUUGGCACGUAAUAGGCCCUAAAAAAAAAAAAAAAAAAAGAAAAAGAAAAAAAAACUUUGUUCCUCCUCCUUCUUUCAUAAUAGGAAUGAAGAUCAUUCUAGCCUAAAUCACCCUGCUGAUUUAUCGUGAACUUGUAGUCCACUAAAACCGUCAGAUCUUUUUCAGAUAAUCUGCUACCAUGACAAUGAAGCCCCACCCUCAAGCUUCCAGCAAAAAAUCCUGUGACUCAGAGGAAUUGAGUCUCUGAGGUUUUAUAUUUCACAAUGUAUAUAAACAAGGACACCACUCCUAGAAAGCACAUGUAUUUUAAAGCACUGCCCGGCACACAGUAGGUGCUCAAUAAAUGCUUGUUCAUUUCCUUUCACCUCCCAAUAUAUUUCAAGGGCAGAACUUUAAGAGUUUGGGACUUUUCUAUCUCCAAGGGAGUUAAUAGCAAAGGGGAAAGAGACCGGAGGAAAAAGUCCCUCCCCUUCCCUCCCCAGGAAGGCAGAGAUUGGACGGUUCUAUGGGUUUAGCCACGCCCUUUUCUGAUUGGGAGGGGCUAGAGUGCAGUGGUUGCUACAGUGACACCUAGGGGUUAAGAACCGACCAUUGUCCAGUUCAAUGAAUCUCCUAGUUGGGAGCAGUCUCAGCUGUCGGAUGAAUCCUAGAAUGAGCACAGAUGUACAGCCCCGCUCCGGGCUUCCACCUCCUCUCCCACUGUACAGAUGGGGAAUCUGAGACUGAAACAGAGAGGACUAAAAGAGAAACUAAGAGAGCUGCAAGAAGAAAUAGACAGUAAAACUAUAAUAGUGGGAGAUCUUAACCUUGCACUCUCAGAAUUAGAUAAAUCAAACCACAAAAUAAAUAAGAAAGAAGUCAAAGAGGUAAAUAGAAUACUAGAAAAGUUAGAUAUGAUAGAUCUCUGGAGAAAAUGUAAUGGAGACAGAAAGGAAUACACUUUCUUUUCAGCAGUUCAUGGAACCUAUACAAAAACUGACCAUAUAUUAGGACAUAAAAACCUCAAACUCAAAUGCAGUAAGGCAGAAAUAGUAAAUGCAUCCUUUUCAGACCACGAUGCAAUGAAAAUUACAUUCAACAAAAAACCAGGGGGAAGUAGACCAAAAAAUAAUUGGAAACUAAAUAAUCUCAUACUAAAGAAUGAUUGGGUGAAACAGCAAAUCAUAGACAUAAUUAAUAACUUCACCCAAGAAAACGAUAAUAAUGAGACAUCAUACCAAAAUGUAUGGGAUGCAGCCAAAGCGGUAAUAAGGGGAAAUUUUAUAUCUCUAGAGGCCUAUUUGUAUAAAAUAGAGAAAGAGAAGGUCAAUGAAUUGGGCUUGCAACUCAAAAUGCUAGAAAAGGAACAAAUUAAAAA
Molecule: messenger RNA, 2166 nt
Organism: Antechinus flavipes (yellow-footed antechinus)
Lineage: Eukaryota; Metazoa; Chordata; Mammalia; Dasyuromorphia; Dasyuridae
Exons: 3
Coding region: 1-639 (212 amino acids)
Source: RefSeq, a predicted model, not a curated record